AUAAAAGGAAAGUAGUAUCUAUCUCAUUUUAGAAACAAAAAUCAAUUUCAUUUCCCUGCUCUCUCUUCGAAAAUGUCGAAAUCUCCAUGGGGUAAUAUCGGCGCUUGGGCUGCCGAAGCCGAACUUGCCGAAGCCGAAGAAAAAGAAGCCGAAGCUGCCGCAGCGGCAGCGGCAGCAGCAGCCGCCGCAGCGCCACCGCAGAGCUUCCCUUCCUUAAAGGAAGCCGCCGCUGCUACCACCAAACAGAAGAAGAAAACAAAGAUGAGCUUACAACAGUUCACAUUAGGGUCCCGACCCGGAUCCGGCUCCGGAUCCGGAUCCACUAGCCGGUUAACACCUGAUGAGAUGCUUCGCCUUCCUACUGGCCCGAAAGAACGAUCUCCUGAGGAAAUGCAAUAUGGUGGUGGUCGUCUUGGUGGUGGGUUUUCGAACUACGGUGGUGGGACACGUGGCAUGGGCGGCCCCCCUGGUCCGGGUCGGGUCGGAAGAGAUCGUGAAGGUGGUGGGUAUGGGGGAUUUGAUGAUGAUCGAAGGGGGGGCCCGCCUUCUAGGGAUUUUGAUCAACCAUCUAGAGCUGAUGAGGCUGAUAAUUGGGCUUCUUCUAAGAAAGCAUUCCCCCUUGGUUCGGGCCCCGGCCCGGCCCGUUCGAAUCGGUAUGAUUCGUUGGGAAGUGGUGGGAUAUCUAGGGCUGAUGGGGAUGACAAUUGGGGUGCGUCGAAAAAGCAGCACCCCAAUGUGGGCCCACCACCACCACAAGGAGGGAGGUCUUGGUUCCCUGAUUCGGGCCCGAGGCCUGAAACGGAGCGUUGGUCUCGUGAGGGGAAUCAUGAGAGGCAGAGAUUGGUUCUUGAUCCACCUAAGAUGGAAAUGGGAAGUGAAAAUGUGGUGGUGAAAGGGAAUAGGCCGAAUCCGUUUGGGGCGGCGAGGCCAAGAGAGGAGGUGUUGGCUGAGAAAGGAUUGGAUUGGAAGCAACUGGAUAAGGAAAUUGAGGUGAAGAAGGGAAUGGGAAGUAGACCAACGAGUUCGCAAUCGAGUAGGCCCGGGAGUUCACAUUCGGCCCGUUCUGAAGGCCUAACAGCAUUGGAUGGUGGUGUUGUUAAACCUAAGCCAAAGGUUAAUCCUUUUGGAGAUGCAAAGCCUAGGGAAGUUUUGCUUGAGGAAAAAGGUUUAGAUUGGAGAAAGAUUGAUUUGGAGUUGGAGCAUCGACGCGUUGACAGACCAGAGACAGAAGAGGAAAAGAAUCUGAAAGAAGAAAUAGAGAAGCUCAGAAAGGAAGCUACAGAGUGCUCAGAAGAGGACAAGACUAAUUUACAGAAUGUGAUUAAUCAGAAAGAGAGGGACUUGGAACUGCUGAUCCGUGGUUUGGAUGACAAAGUUCGUUUCAGUCAGAAACCCAUUCAAAGGCCAGGCUCUGGGUCAGGCAGGGUUGGUGGGCUUUCUGAUAGGGGCUUUUCUCAGCCAGCAUCUUAUGAGGAUCGUAGAGCUGGUGAUCAGAUGGACAGGCCUAGAUCACGCGGUGGAGGAGAUGCAUGGGCAAGGCCAAAUGACCAAAUGGAGAGGCCUCGAUCACGUAGUGGUGUAGAUGCGUGGGCCAGGCCAAAUGAACAAGUGGAGAGGCCUCGAUCACGGGGUGGUGGAGACGGAUGGGCAAGGCCAGGUGAUGAGAGAAGAUCUUUCCAAGGAGGAAGAGGAGGAUAUUUUGGCAGCCGGGAGUCUGAUAGGACAAGAUCCGGGAACAGAUGGUGAUCUUCAAGUACUGUGGAUUCUUUGGCUUCUCUUGCCUGCUUUUUUUGUCCUCUGACAAAUUAGAACAGAAUAAUAUAUUUCGACUUCCAUCUUGUUUGGCUUUUAGUUUUGCUGCAAGGAUGAUGCUAGAAUUACCGAGUGUUGAUAUGAGCAUUUUUGCGGUGGUUAAUUGUCUCGUCUCAAAAUUGUGCAGAAGUGCAUUUUUCCUCCAUUUCUCUUUGGAGGCAGUGUUUAUUGCACCAAAUGACUAAUGUAAGGUGCAUUUGUGGUCAUACUUUUGGUUCUCUUUUUCUCUUAUCCUUUUAGUAGGAGAUACCUUUUAAAGGCUUUGCUUAUUUCGUUAAACAAUGGUUCCCGUGUAUUCAAAUUUUUGUGCUUGA
This is a messenger RNA of Lycium barbarum (goji berry), 2126 nucleotides long. RefSeq names its product eukaryotic translation initiation factor 4B1. The record is from RefSeq and is a predicted model, not a curated record. Lineage: Eukaryota; Viridiplantae; Streptophyta; Magnoliopsida; Solanales; Solanaceae. Gene Ontology annotation, molecular function: translation initiation factor activity; mRNA binding. The coding region runs from base 73 to 1746 and encodes 557 amino acids. The transcript has 3 exons.